This is a messenger RNA of Falco peregrinus (peregrine falcon), 2787 nucleotides long. RefSeq names its product formin like 3 (gene FMNL3). The record is from RefSeq and is a predicted model, not a curated record. NCBI's taxonomy places the organism in Eukaryota, Metazoa, Chordata, Aves, Falconiformes, Falconidae. Gene Ontology annotation, cellular component: cytosol. Gene Ontology annotation, biological process: cell migration; cortical actin cytoskeleton organization; regulation of cell shape. Gene Ontology annotation, molecular function: actin filament binding; small GTPase binding.
GUCUGCAAGGAGAAGCAUCGCUUCGAGCGGCUGAUGGACUAUUUCCGCAACGAGGACAGCAGCAUCGACUUCAUGGUCGCCUGCAUGCAGUUCAUCAACAUCGUGGUGCACUCGGUGGAGGACAUGAACUUCCGCGUCCAUCUCCAGUACGAGUUCACCAAGCUGGGGCUGGAGGAGUUCCUGCAGAAGUCGAGGCAUACGGAGAGCGAGAAGCUGCAGGUGCAGAUCCAGGCGUACCUGGAUAAUGUCUUCGAUGUGGGGGGGCUGCUGGAGGAUGCUGAGACCAAGAACGUGGCCCUGGAGAAGGUGGAGGAGCUGGAGGAGCAUCUGUCCCACCUAACGGAGAAGCUGCUGGACCUGGAGAACGAGAACAUGAUGCGGGUGGCAGAGCUGGAGAAGCAGCUGCUGCAGCGGGAGAAGGAGCUGGAGGUGGUAAAGGAGACCUACGAGCGCACGAACCACCAAGUGCACACGCUGCGGCGGAUGAUGAAGGAGAAGGACGAGGCUUUUCGGCGACGCUACGGCUCCGAGCCGCCCCCCGUGCUGGCCACCGAGCUCCCCCCCCAGCCCGAGCCCGAGCCCCUGGAGGAGGCCCUGUGCGUCCCUGUCCUGCCCCCCGCAGAGGCUGCACCCCCCCCGCCCCCCCCGCCACCCCCCCUGCCACCCCCAGCCCCCCCGCUCCCAGGCAAGUGCCCCCCAGCCCCACCGCUGCCGGGGGCUUCGCCCUCCAUCGCCCUCACCGUUGGGCUCUCAGCCAUCCGGAUCAAGAAGCCCAUCAAAACCAAAUUCCGGCUGCCCGUCUUCAACUGGACGGCGCUGAAGCCCAACCAGAUCAGUGGGACGGUGUUCAGCGAGCUGGACGAUGAGCGGGUGCUGGAGGACCUCGACCUGGAGCGCUUCGAGGAGCUUUUCAAGACCAAAGCGCAGGGUCCAGCCCUCGACCUGGUCUGUGCCAAGAACAAGGCGUCGCAGAAGGUGGCCACCAAGGUGACGCUGCUGGAAGCCAACCGUGCCAAGAACCUGGCCAUCACCCUGCGCAAGGCGGGCCGCGGCGCCGAGGAGAUCUGCAGGGCCAUCCACACGUUCGACCUGGCGACGCUGCCGGUGGACUUUGUGGAGUGCCUGAUGCGGUUCCUGCCGACGGAGGCGGAGGUGAAGGCGCUGCGGCAGUACGAGCGGGAGCGCAAGCCGCUGGAGGAGCUGGCGGACGAGGACCGCUUCAUGCUGCAGUUCAGCAAGGUGGAGCGGCUGCCCCAGCGCAUGGCCAUCAUGGCUUUCCUCGGCAACUUUGCCGAAAACCUCCAGAUGCUGACACCGCAGCUCAAUGCCAUCAUCGCAGCCUCAGCCUCUGUCAAGUCCUCCCAGAAGCUGAAGCACAUGUUGGAGAUCAUCUUGGCGCUGGGCAACUACAUGAACAGCAGCAAACGUGGUGCCGUCUACGGCUUCAAACUGCAGAGCCUGGACCUGCUCCUGGACACCAAGUCGACGGACAGGAAGAUGACGCUGCUGCAUUUCAUCGCGCUGACGGUGCGGGAGAAGUACCCCGAGCUGGCAACCUUCUGGCAGGAGCUGCACUUCGUGGAGAAGGCGGCUGCAGUGUCCCUGGAGAACGUACUGAUGGAUGUGAAGGAGCUGGGCCGGGGAAUGGAGCUGCUGCGCCGGGAGUGUGGGCUGCAUGAGAACAGCGUCCUGCGCGCCUUCCUGGCUGCCAGCGAGGGCAAGCUGGAGCGGCUGCAGAAGGACGCACGGACAGCCGAGGACGCCUACAACACGGUGGUGCGGUAUUUUGGCGAGAGCCCCAAGACGACCCCCCCGUCCGUCUUCUUCCCGGUCUUUGUCCGGUUCAUCCGCUCCUACAAGGACGCGGAGCAGGAGAAUGAGACACGGAAGAAGCAGGAGGAGGUGAUGCGGGAGAAGCUGUUGGCGCAGGAGGCCAAGAAGCAGGAGAAGCGGAACAAGUGGCAGCAGCAGGAGCUGAUCGCGGAGCUGCGGCGGCGCCAGGCCAAGGACCAUCGCCCCGUCUAUGAGGGCAAGGACGGCACCAUCGAGGACAUCAUCACCGCGCUGAAGAGCGUCCCCUUCACCGCCCGCACUGCCAAGCGGGGCUCGCGCUUCUUCUGCGACCCGUCCCACCACGACGAGUCCAGCUGUUAGCCCCCAGCCCGCAGGUGCAUCCGCCUGUAGCUGAGCGAGGGUAAGGACCCCGGUGGCGGGGGGGGGGGGGGGGGGGGGCGGGGCAGCUGGGGCUGCCUCGGUUUCCCCUCCUCACCCCACGCUGCCCCCCCCGGUGCUGGGGAGGGGUCCGUCCUGCCCCCCGACACUGUGCUGGGAGGGGCACGGCCUCCUGCCAUCGUCCUCCCCCCCGCCCCCCCCGGGCUCACAGGUGGCAUCCCUGUCCCCUGCACCUGGGGGGGGGGUGUCUCACUGCCUGGACCACCCACCGAGCUUGCCCGCGGCAUAGGCCAAAUCCCACCCCCGGCUGUGGUGGGGGCCCAGCGCCUGUGGCUGACCCACGGGGUGUCCCCUCCCCAUUGGGGUCACUGCCCCAGAGCCCCCAGCCCACUGUGGGGACCACAGGGGGGGCCCCCCCCCUGCCGCGCUCGUCACUUUGACCACUGAUGUGAACACUAAUUGCCAAAAAAAGGGACCAAAGCCAGGCCGGGGUUGGGGGGGGGGGGUGUUGGAGGCAGCAGGAUGGUGCCCACCACCCCGGACCACCCCCCUCCUCCCCGGACCCCCUCCCAGUGACUUUUUGUACAUGUGAAAUAUAUGGAGUCUUGUACAUGG